AUGCGUCACCUGUUCCCAAUCGACCUGCCACAAUCGACAGAAAUUACCGCGAUAGCGACUAUUGGAAACUCGCCUGAUUACAUUGAAUUGGAGAUGUUGGAAGGCAAGAAGAGGAUCCUAGGUUACGUGCUGAUCGGCGAACAUGAUGUGGCCCAGGCCCAGCACCAAGAACCGGCCCCGACCAUGGACUUCCGGACAAUCUCGCGCUUGCUCCGCGAAUGCGAGACACAACACAAUCAUGACAACUGGGACCUUCCAAGAUACCAAACCCCUAUCAAUAUACAGCUCAUCGACGUCGAAGAUAUGAUGAUCAUUCCAGCCACUACGCAAUAUCGUUAUCUGGCCCUGAGCUACGUAUGGGGCGGGUAUGACUCGUUCGCAACCACAACCAAAAACAGAGACUCCCUAGGUCAGAAAGAAGGCCUUAGUAAACAUACGGACGAAAUCCCACAGACGAUAAAAGACGCGAUGGACGUGGUGCGAAGACUGGGCGAGAGAUAUCUCUGGGUUGACAGACUCUGUAUUGAGCAGGACAACACGACUCAGAAGCAGGCGCACAUCCAGAAAAUGGAUGUGAUUUAUUCUCACGCUCUCGUUACCAUCAUCGCCUACGCUGGAGUGGCUGCGACGUCACCGCUUCCAGGACUGCGGCCGGGGACAAGACUUGGGCUGCCAACGAAGCGUGGCGGCGACGUUGUCAUGUCCGUCUCGCCCCCGAGUAUUUGGGAGUCUGGUGCACCCCACGAGACACGUGGAUGGACCCUGCAGGAACAGCUCAUGUCAAAACGAUGCUUAUACUUCGACUUUCACACAACAUGGUUCCAGUGUGGCCAGGGCAUGUACAGAGAGCUCGAUAGAACAGCUGGUCACAGCUACAAGCUUUUGCAGCCCCCUAUCUCUUUCAACAUGCAUUCUCUCGGAUCCAUUCAAGUUAAUGGUACAAGAGAACGCGGAUUGGAAGACAUCUGGAAACUAUAUGCCAUGAUCGUUCAGCGGUAUCGCACUCGGAAACUUAGAUAUGCUAAGGACACGGUUCAUGCCAUACAGGGCAUCGCACAGCUCAUAUCAGAUUUGUUGGGAACGCCACUCAUAUCGGCCGUGCCCAUGAGCUUUCUGCCCCGUGCACUGCGAUUUCACCUCAGCCCGCAGGGUCUUUCACCUGAGAGAAUCGAAACGGUCCCCUCGUGGUCAUGGGCAGGUUGGAAAGACCCGGCCUAUUUCGAUGACGAAGUCAUAGCAGAGCGCCUUCCUGUUGAAGCAGUCGAGUCACAGGUGAAGGUUAGGCACAAGACCUAUACAUACACCAAGGCUCCGAUUGAAGGAGUCUUACAACCAUAUGUCGAAGUUGUAAACCUGACUGAGGGGGCAGCCGUGCAGACGCCGCUUUACACAGUUCUUGACGUCGAAUGUUUCUCCACGAAGGCUUCGACGUUCAAAGUCGAUAUGAAGUUCAGAGUCGAUGCAAGAGGAACAGUAGUCAAGAAAAACACGGGCAAAUCAGGAAUUUUUGGCAUGCUAUGCCAGGUCUACGAGCGGGGACAAGCCUGCGGAUAUUGUCUCGGGGGAAUGCCAAAUGUUUCUGAAGACGACUACUAUUCAGACGACUUCCAGUGGAUCCUCCUUUCAAGAAGUCAACCUGUCCAUGUUUCAGUUCAAACCAGGGUAUAA
This is a messenger RNA of Diaporthe citri, 1668 nucleotides long. RefSeq lists its product as uncharacterized. Lineage: Eukaryota; Fungi; Ascomycota; Sordariomycetes; Diaporthales; Diaporthaceae. The record is from RefSeq and is a predicted model, not a curated record. The transcript is spliced from 2 exons. The coding region runs from base 1 to 1668 and encodes 555 amino acids.